AUGUAUUCCUCCGGGAGAGUAGGCGAGUACCUGGAGUCAACUGCACGACUUGGCUCCGCCCGAGGGCUCUAUGUUCCAGGGAGCAUGACUAUCCUGGUGAUCCGCAACCGCAGCGGGAGGCCUGAACUCAUUAUUGCACUGAAGAGAGAUGCAAAGGGCAUGACAAAGAAACAGAAAAAGCACCCACAUCACUCUAUGCCCGAAGAUAUCGGGUCUCUCCUGCUUUGCCUCAACCCUGUGCUGGAGCUGUUGGUGCUGUGCCUUGCGUGUGGCCUCUUCCGCGAUUUUAAGACUGUAGAUGAAAUCUUCUCACUUGAACCUUCUGCAGAUGAGGGAAGUUAUGAACUGGCUCUUUGCAAACCCACCAUGCUGUUGUUCGGCCCGCACUCCUCUUUUUCAAAAGAGGAGGAUGUGGGGCUUGAAAGCGCGUCAAGGAAGCAGCUCGGCAAGGGCAAGGGAAGCAUGAAGAUGGUGAUGGAGACACUGUUGUAUGAGGCCAUUUCAGACAAUGGACCUACGGGCAAGAUCCUCACUGCCAGCUGGUUUGGGAAAGAGCUACCGAGGCUGGGUCGUCGGGCAGGAUAUGUCAGGUUCAUCACUGUUCAUGACAUAAGAGUGGAGGUGCUUGUCCGUGCUGAUGUCUGUAGUGUGCAGGGUGUUGGAAACAUCCUUGGGCUGGCACAGCAUGAUGAUAUCACUGAGCACUUUCGCGGCUUGUCUCUGAGACGCCAUUCAAGGCUCUUUCAGUGUCUUCCUGCAAAGUUGCGCCAGGAUCUGGAGGACAGACAAGAGUUUGUCCAGCUCAAUGUCCGGAUUGAGGAGCUGAACAGUAAGAUCCGAGCCUCGGGGACCUCAGAGAAGGAAUGCCAGAAGCUGGAAGGUGAACAGUGCUCUUGCUACCUGCAGAAACAGAAGCUCGAGGCUCAGGAGCUGAAUGACUGGCAAAAACAGUUCAUUGAAGAGUGUAAACCAGGUACAGCUGUGGAGGAGGAUGAGCACAGUGUGAGCUACCACUGGAGGUGGUUCAAUCGCGUUGCCCAUCUUAUGCCUGAACAGAAGAGGCUCAGUGAGAUGUUGUUCCUGUGUGUCCCGUUGCGGAGCUCAGAGGGAAGGCAGGUGAUUGAUGACAUGAUGACUCUGUGCUGUAGAAGGAGCCCGGUGUCGGACCAUCCAGCCCUGAAGGCUGAAAGUGGCUGUUGUCCUGCAGGCGGGUGCGGAAUUGAUGUGGAGAGGUGA
Molecule: messenger RNA, 1236 nt
Organism: Blastomyces gilchristii SLH14081
Lineage: Eukaryota; Fungi; Ascomycota; Eurotiomycetes; Onygenales; Ajellomycetaceae
Exons: 4
Coding region: 1-1236 (411 amino acids)
Source: RefSeq, a predicted model, not a curated record